UUUCCUUAAAAUUAAAUUUUUAUAAUAAUGUAUAGACAAACUCUUGUAUUAUUCUUAAUCACUCUUUUCUUAGCAUCAACUAUAACUGUUGAUGCUCGCAAACCCUGCACUAUUACUAAAACUAGCUCUGAUACAAUAACUAUCAGUACAACCUGCUCAUCCACUCCCACACCUCAACAAAUUCAUCAAGGAAAGAAGAAACAUCAAAAAAGACAAGAACAAGAUUGUAAUUUUAAACGCAACAAAAAAAUUGUUACCAUUACACCUACAACCACCGUAUGCACUACUUCAACUCCUGUUUGUACACUUCCUGGUGGAACAUGCGAUAUUAAGAAUCCGGAAGCAUGUUGUUCUCAGAAAUGUUCUAUUCAAAACGAUGGCUCGUUUGCUUGCUGCGCUAAAAUCGGUAAUAAAUUUGAAUGUGAUACGAAGUUGAAAGAUAUCUUAUUUAUACAUAAUUAAUUGUUUCUUCAAAUAAAACUUUUUUUUGAUAAACUCUUAUAAUAUCAUUUUAAUCACCAGACUUUAAAAAAAUUUUUUAAUUAAUUAGAGUAAUUAGAAUAAUUGGAAUUCGAGCUUUCUCUUUUAAUUGAUAGAUGUAUAUUUUAUUUCAUGUGUAUUUAUCAGAAUAUUAUAUAUUUUUAAGCGAUUCUUUUUGGGAUUGUAGAAUUGUAAAAUCUUAACCAUUUUCAUAUAAAAUAUUAAA
This is a messenger RNA of Rhizophagus irregularis DAOM 181602=DAOM 197198, 706 nucleotides long. RefSeq lists its product as uncharacterized. NCBI's taxonomy places the organism in Eukaryota, Fungi, Glomeromycota, Glomeromycetes, Glomerales, Glomeraceae. The record is from RefSeq and is a predicted model, not a curated record.